Messenger RNA from Auxenochlorella protothecoides, 3030 nucleotides. Its product is annotated as ABC transporter A family member 2. Gene Ontology annotation, cellular component: intracellular membrane-bounded organelle; membrane. The transcript is spliced from 19 exons. The coding region runs from base 1 to 3030 and encodes 1009 amino acids. The record is from RefSeq and is a predicted model, not a curated record. Gene Ontology annotation, biological process: transmembrane transport; lipid transport. Gene Ontology annotation, molecular function: ABC-type transporter activity; ATP binding; ATP hydrolysis activity. Lineage: Eukaryota; Viridiplantae; Chlorophyta; Trebouxiophyceae; Chlorellales; Chlorellaceae.
AUGCCCGAAAUAGAGCCUUACGAUGGCAUGGGUCCGUCAGCCCCGGUGUCCCGAAAGGACUCGAGGAUGCCAGUACAGAACAAGGCGCCCCUCAUCACGGGGUGGCGCCUGCUGGGGACUCAGUUUGCAGCCCUGGUUCGCAAGAACCUUCUCAUCAGGGCCCUGGCAUGGCGCACAAACGUGCUGCUCCUGGCGCAGGCUGUGCUCUUCAUCCUCCUCAUCUGGGGCGUUGACCGCGCGCUUACUGCCUCCCGCCAGCGACAGCCAGCCUACAGCUCCCAGACAACUGCCGAGGCUGUUGAUAUUGGGCCUAUCCCAGACUGCGCCACCAACAUCUACUUGAGGCAAGACAGGGCCUGCUACACCAUUGCCUAUGCACCCAAGGGCGUUGCACUGGUGGAAGAGGUUCUGGCAGCGGUGGCGGACAACAACAGCCCCCCCAUCCCACGAACCCACCUCAAGGGCUUUGCCAGCGAAACCGAGAUCGAUGACUACCUGCUGGCCAAUCCGGAAACGGUCCUGUCGGCUGUCAUUCUGUCAGUGGAUGGAGAGAGAAAUGUGGCUUUCACCAUCCAGGUGAACAGCAGUGUGCAGUGGUUCAAGGGCGACUGGCAACACCCCAACACCUACGUCCAGCUGCCCCUCCAGGCGGCGGUAGAGAGGGAGCUGGUACGCCGCGCCGUGAGCAACCCAGACCUGGAGUGGAGCCCUGCCCUGACCCAGUUCCCCCACCCAGCGGCCAAGUCGCCCUCCAUGAUCGGCACCAUUGCGCCCACCUUCCUCUUUGCCAGCAUCAUGUUUCAGUUUGUCCUGCUGCUGCAUGAUGUCGUGCAUGAGGAGGAGAGUGGGGUCCGGCGUGCCAUGGCCACCAUGGGACUCCGGGACUCACCCUUCUGGGCCUCCUGGUUCCUCUAUGAGGGCACCCUGGCCGUCAUCGAGGGCUCACUGUUGGUGGGCUUUGGAUACGCCUUCAAGUUCACGCUGCUCACUGGGAAUGCCUUUGGUCUUGGCUACCUCCUGCUGAUCCUGGUGUCCCUGGCCAUGACGUCUUUUGGGUUCUUCCUGUCCACUUUCAUGAACAAGGCGGCGGCGGCUGUGCCCGUGGGCUUUGUCAUAUUCGUAGUGGCCUGGAUAUGCCUCAUCGUCAUCGCCUUUGACUUCCCGUACUCUGCAAAGUAUGGACCCGCCGGCAUGGUCAUCUUCAGCCUCUUCCCCUGGAGCCUGCUCUCCAAGGGCGUGGGCGACCUCGCUGCGGCAGCCUCUGGGUCAACCCCCGGUGGCAUCCCCUGGUCCAUGCGUGGGGCCUACUGCGUGAGAGGCUCCCUGUCCCCCGAGCAAUCUAGCAGUCCGCUCUACUACCAGGACGACUGCGUGAUGCCCCUGGGCACUAUCCUCUGGGUGCUGGCGCUGCAGUGCAUAGGCUACUGCCUGCUCGCCCUCUACUUUGACAACGUGCUCCCAGACUGCAACGGGGUCAGGCGGGCGCCCUGGUACUUCCUGCAGCCCAGUUACUGGGUGGCACCUUACAAACCCAGUCUGGAAAGGGCGCAGCGGGCCUACGAGGCAUCCACGCAGGAGUCCACCGGCCUGGUGGUGGAUGCUGAUGUGGCAGAAGAGAUGGAAAGGAUGAAGACGCGGUGCCUCACCUACACUGGGAAGCUGAGCGGCACCCACCACCCUGGGGCGGCAGGCGUCGACACGGCGGCUGCCACUCCACAGCCUGCCUAUGCGAUGGAGAUGUACGGGCUGAGGAAGGAGUACGGGAGGGGCCUGUUCCGGCGGAAACCUUUUGUAGCCGUGCGCAGCAGUUGGCUGGGAGUCCUGGAAGGGGACGCCCUCGUGUACGGUACCAGCAUCGCAUCAAGCGGCGGCAUGGCUCGCACCCGGCCCAUCAUGGGCGUCUGUCCACAGUUUGAUGUGCUCUGGGACGAGCUGACUGGGCUGGAGCACCUGCAUGUGUUUGCAGCCAUCAAAGGUAUUCCUGCGGCAACCAGGGCCGCAGAGGCAGCGAAGCUGCUGGAGGAGGUUAAGCUCACCGAGGCUGGGAGCGUCAGGGCAGGGGCCUACUCUGGAGGAAUGCGGCGCCGCCUCUCUGUUGCCAUGGCCCUCCUUGGAGACCCCAAGCUUGUGUUCUUGGACGAGCCGACGACGGGGCUGGACCCCAUCUCCCGUCGCCACCUGUGGGACCUCAUUGACUCCUGCAAGCGGCAGCGAGCCAUCGUGCUCACCACCCACUCCAUGGAGGAGGCCGACAUCCUGGGGGACAGGCAAGAGAUCGGGAUUAUGGCUCGGGGGAGGCUGCGGUGCAUAGGCACCAGCCUGCGGCUGAAGAUGAGGUUUGGGUCUGGGUACAGGAUCAGCAUUCGGGUGCAGGGGGGUACCAGCAGCUCUGGCAGCAGCUCCCAGACUGAGGAGGGGGCGCUGGAUGGGGACUUCCUCAUCCCCGCCACCCCCACCACCGAGGCCGCCGCCGACUCGGCCCCGCGGUGCAAGGAGCAGCAGCUCCGAUCUGGGUCCGGGGAGGAGCAGCGCAGCACCCUGGGCAGGCUGCAGGCGGCCCGCAUCAAGGCCGUCUUUGCGGAUCGCCUGGGCGUGACGGCAGCGGAUGAGUCGCUGGACUAUGUGCACUUCAUGUGCCCGUAUGAGAACGAGGACAAGCUGCCAUCCCUCUUCCACCACCUGAAGGUCAACAAGCUGGAGCUGGGUGUGGCAGACCUGCAGCUGCGGCUGACCCCCCUGGAGGAUGUCUUCCUGACCAUCACCCGGAAGGCCGAGCUGGAGCACGCACAGGCUGAGGGCAGGUUUGAGAUGCUGACGCUGACGGACGAGGGCAUGACCAUCAAGGUGCCCAUUGGCGCCGACUUCAUCCAGUCCCCCUCGGGCACACUGUACCACAUCCGGUGGUCACAGGACGGCGAGGGCCAGCUGCACAUCCUCGAGUACUGGGCGGACCCAGUCUCCAAGCUCCUGGCCGCCGUGUCGGGGCCCCUGCCGCUGUCCUUCCCCGCCACUGCCGCCGCGCCGGCCUGA